Messenger RNA from Mesocricetus auratus (golden hamster), 696 nucleotides. RefSeq names its product prolactin-6A1-like. The coding region runs from base 1 to 696 and encodes 231 amino acids. The record is from RefSeq and is a predicted model, not a curated record. Lineage: Eukaryota; Metazoa; Chordata; Mammalia; Rodentia; Cricetidae. The transcript is spliced from 5 exons. Gene Ontology annotation, cellular component: extracellular region. Gene Ontology annotation, molecular function: hormone activity; prolactin receptor binding. Gene Ontology annotation, biological process: mammary gland development; response to nutrient levels; female pregnancy.
AUGCGAUUGUCUUUGAGUCAACCUUGCUUCUCAGGGACACUCCUGAUGCUGAUGGUGUUGAACCUCUUCCUAUGGAAGAAGGUAGCCUCUGUUCCCAUGCAUGCCAUUUUGCCUGACCAUGAAGUGAUGUCUCUAAAUGACCUUCUUGAUCAUGCCAUCACACUGUCGUAUAAUAUCACAGAGCUCACUGCAGAAACUCAAAGGAUUUUUCUGCAUGAUGUGCAAUAUAAACCAACCCGGUGGUUCCCCGAAAGAGACCUUACUGGCUGCCACACAUCUGUCUUUUCUGUUUCAAUGCCUAAGGAUGGAGCCCAACAGAUCCAGGGUAUAUUCCUUCUGAAAGAGACGAUCGGUUUGUUGGGAGCUUGGAAAGACCCUCUGCAUCACAUCGCAACUGAGCUAAGUUAUAUGGAAGAAGUUCCCACUGAUAUCAUAUCGAGAGCCAAAAACAUUGAAGCAAAAAUCAAAGAACUUCUAGAGGCUCUGAAGAGGAUCCUCAGAAAGAUUCAACCUGGAUUCCCAGAAAGUUAUGCAUACCCCACCUGGAAUGGACUGAUAUCCUUGCAGUCACCUGAUGAAGACACUCGUUUUUUUGCCUUGUUUAACUUAUUCCAGUGCCUGACCAAGGAUUCACGCAAGGUUCCCUCUAAUCUCAGGCAUUUACAGUGCCAACUUCUCUACAAAACAAUUUGUUAA